AGAUGUGGGGCUGCAAGUGGAAGCUACUUGACCCUUCCCAGACCAUUUCCCCUGUCCACUGCUUCUUCCCCUGCUUACUGCCCCCCUGCCACUGCUUUCCCUGUAGCAGCAGUGGGGGGGCAAAGUUAACCCUCCAAUUAUUCCAACAUUCUAAACUUGGAAAAUUAUAACAAACUUACACAUUUUUUCAUGUAUAGAAUGUAAUAGUUGGGCAGUUCAUCUUCAAUUCAAGGUCAUCUUGGAUUUGGGUGAAGAGAGUAGUUGGUUUUAAAUGUGAAUAGUUACUGAGGAAUAUACACUAAUGCAGAUAUUGGGUUUGAUAUCCAGUGUGAAGUCUGGCUAGCCAAAAUGAUGAGUGAACUACCAUAUUUACCUGAAUCCAAGAAAACUUUGAAAAUAAGACAACCCCCCAAUUAUUAGUUUCUAGACAUGGAAAAUUAUACAUCUGUUGUUAUUUUGGAGGUUUGUCUUAAACUAAUGCCCCCAACUGUUGUGCCAGAGAAAGCAGUGGGUCUGAUCACCUUUAAUUCAGGUUAAGAAAUUGCAAAGCUCUUUCUUGAAGGAAAAAUAGCUUAAAAAAAAAAAUGUGAAUGACCACCAAAAACGGGUCACACAUAAGGCCUGGUAACAAUAGAGUUGUGUGAAUGGAGAUUGUUAGGGGCUGAAUGUGGGAAGCUCAAUUUUGUUUGGUUUUCUGUCUCUCUGGGUAGAAGCAGGCAAUAAGAACACAAACAGAUACAGAGAGAAAUUAAGGAAAAAGCAAGAAGAGUACUCUUAGCACGUCUCUGAAAGAAAGUCAGAAGAGAACGUGCGAAGUUUUGAGUGGAAAAAAAUUGGAAUCGUUGACAAAAGAAACAACCUUCUGUUGUUUGUUUGACUCCUGCGGUGUUCAGGGAAAUGGGACUCUUUACAUGCACAGUUUUGAAAGUAUUUUAGAAGGGCUUUAUGGACCAAGGCUACGAAGAGACCUCAGUUUAUUUGAAGACUGUGAGCCAGAAGAGUUGACUGACUGGUCUAUGGAUGAGAAAUGUUCCUUUUGUAACUUACACAAAGAAACAGUCAGUGAUCGUACACCAAUUAUUGGUUCUUCACAGUCAACACCUACAGAGGAACUGUCAUCUCAGGGCCAGUCCAACACUGAUAAGAUUGAAUGCCAAGCAGAAAAUUAUCUAAAUGCACUCUUUCGAAAGAAAGAUCUUCCUCAGAACUGUGAUCCUAACAUUCCCCUAGUUGCUCAGGAAUUAAUGAAAAAGAUGAUCCGUCAGUUUGCAAUUGAAUAUAUUUCAAAAAGUAGCAAAAUUCAAGAAAAUAGAAAUGGUUCAUCAUUUGAACCAGGUCUGAUAUGUAAAAGUAUCCAAAUGAACCAAACGGAAAACUCCCUUCAGGAAGAACAGGAUAGCCCUCUAGACCUCACUGUGAAUCGAACUCAAGAACAGAAUACUCAGCAAGGGGAUGGAGUGCUAGAUCUCUCUACAAAGAGAAGCGCAAGGUUGGAAGAGUCAAAAUAUGAUCCAUCGUGUUCUGAAAAUUCAGUGUCUGGUUCAAGUUCAACAGCUGGUGCAAAAUCAGAGGAAACAACUAAAUUGGAAAAAGAAAAAUCAGCACUAAACAAGGUUUUGGAGUCUUUGUGCUCAUAUCACUGGCAACAGAUUUUGGCUAUGUUGAAAUUUUUAAUCCAAGAUCAAAAUGUUCCUUCACUUUGCAUUUGCAAGGAACCAUAUAUCCACUCAGAAACUCAGAAACCCUUCAGCGAAGAGGAUGUGCAUGUUUCAUUUUGCAGUUGCGAUGGACAUAUGCUGACAAAAAGGUGCUGUUUACAAAAUCAAAAACCAAACAUUUGUUUACCAUCUCUAUCUGUUUGUAUUAAAGAUUUGCAUUGUUUGUCAUGCCAAGCUGUAGCUAUUGGAUGUAUUAAAACAAUGAAUAAAGGGAUUACCAGCGAUUGUAAUCCAUAUAGGUGCUAUACUGGACAACUGCAGAACUGUAGCAACAAACAUUCUGUGAGAGCAGCAACUUCUUAUUCAACUGAAGAUUGUGAUCUAUCAAACAGCAUUAAAAAUUCUACUAGAUCUCGCAGCCCAUCACCACCUCCAUUAUCACCUGUCCAGAAUCAUGAAUUUGAAACAUUAGAAGGCUCAAUCACAGAUUUUCCAGCCGUAGAUAACAAACAACUUGAAAUAACUAUUAACCAACCUCCAUCCCUCUUGCCAGCUGAAGGAAGCAAUGGAAUGUGUGAUCUUGAAAGUAAAAUGUACAGAAGAGUGCCUGAUCACUCAGACAAAACUUUGCUGUCAGCAGAUCAGGAAAGCAUCAAAUAUGUUAUUAAUUCUGAAAAGUUUGAAAAAGGUGACAAUCCUGCCAUUUUUCAGGAUCUAAUGGAUCGCAUUAAUGAAAAAUUAAAAUCAAUAGAAACUACAGAUAUAACAGCAAAUCUUGUUAAAUUGUCUAACAAUGACAGGACACCAGAAAAUGAUAUAAAAUUGAGAGACUUCAUAACAUCUCUCUUGCAUAAUGCUACAGCAAGUGAUUACAGUUUUAUGGAGUUGCUUAGCCAACACGAUAAACAAGUGAAAAAUAAAAUUAUCCAAACAAGAUUUCGCAAGCGCCAGGAAACUUUAUUUGCAAUGUAUAAUUCUCCCGAUUCACCACUGUUUAGGCGACAAUCUUUGCAAAUCAAGAGGGAACUUGCAAGUUUUGAUGACACAUUUAUGAGGAAAAAAUCAAGUUUGGAGAGAAAUACAAAGAAAUCUACAAAAAAUUAUGAUAAAAUGUCACCAGACAAAGGAGACAAUUAUAACAUGUUAGAAGACAAAGCUUUACAAAAUCAUAAAUAUGAUCCAAGUAUAAAUUGCCAAAUUAAAUCAUUGUCUUUGCCAGCAGAUCAAGCAGAAUCAUUGGAACUACCUCUGAAUAAUUUGAAAAGUAACUCUGGUUUUGUGGCUCUUUCAGAAAACAUCAGUGCUACAACAGCCAAUCAGUCUAAUUUUGCAAAAAUGCAAGGAGACUAUGCAGAAAAAGAGACUGGUCAGAUUUCUUUGAAGCAGGAAUAUAAUGGCAUCUUGAGCAGAACCAAACGUAACAUUGUGCCUCCUGGAUGGUACUCUGUAUAUGUAACAAACAAUAUUUUAUUUAAAAAAUCAUCCAAAGCAAAAAAUUCUCCUGAAACUUUGGAAAGAGUGAAGGUCAUUAAAAAUCUUCAAGCUGAAAGAACUAGUGAUAGUGAUGUAAAUAAAAUUGUGAGGAACACAAAUCUACAGGUUGUUGUGGAACGCUUGGAAGAUACAAUAAACUUAGCCCAAAAGACUAAAAGUCCAUUGUUGGAAACAUAUAAAAUAUCCAGAAACUUGAAAGACAAUACUUAUGAGUAUGAUACGAGCCCAACUGCUAGGAGAGGUCUACAUUUUACCAUGAGUGAAAUAGAAUGUACAGGACAGAGUUUCCUUCCAGAGUCUCAUGUGCCAAGCAGCAAUAAAAGCCAAACAAUUUUUAUGGCAACAGGAGAAUGCAAAGAGGAUGUAGGUGGAGGAUGUGAAGACAACCUCUUUAAAUCUUUACCCUUUGAUUCAGGCAGCUUGACUUCUACUAAUGGAGAUUUAGAAACAAGGUCUGAAACUGGAGAGAGUACAUCUCACCUAGGUUACUCUAGCCCUAUUAAGCUUAUGUUUGUCUCGGAGAUUAAUAGUAGUGAAGGAGUCAAAUAUACUUUAACUUCUGCCAGUACCCCUUCUAAAGCAAAUACUGAACUUAGUUUAUUUGAGAAUCACCCAAAUGCAGUAUCAGAGGAAGAACACAAAACAGGAGAUCUUGAGCCUGAAAUCCGUGUUGAAGAUUGUGGUUGUAAUUGCAAUGAAAGUUUAAAUAAAGAGGAAUCAAAUUGUGAUUAUUCUGGGGCAACUGCAAAUUCCUGUGCAGCGGGUGAAACUGACACAAAAAACUGUAAGCAAAUUGAAGAAACUGUGGAAAAAGCAAGCAGUGGCAAUGAUCCCUCUGUUUUAAAAAGAAAACCUGGCAGGCCUAAAAAAAUAGGUCCUCAAGUUGUAAAACAGGUUAAGAGACCCAUUGGACGACCUCCAAAGCCUAAAAUAGAUAUAGCUGAAAGCACUGAUAAUAGAAAUAAACCCACCAGUAUUGGGAAAAAUACUAAAUCUGAUGUAGCAGUGCUAGAAGAAGUUAAUCAAAACAAAAAUAUUACUGUGACAGUUGUUUAUGGAAGGUCAAGAAGAACUAAAAGGCAUGUUUCUGAAGGAAAUAAUAUAAUUCGUGCUAUGCCUACUCAACAUGCUGAUUCCAAUUUUACAAAUGACUCGAAUGAACUGAAGCAAAAUUUAGAAACUGAAAACAGUUUGGUUGAUAUAGUAAAAUCCUCACGGAUUUCUGCUGAAAAUGAGAUCUUUGGGUCUGUGUAUGAGUAUAUCAGACCGAUCAAGAAUAGCCCAGUAUUACCACACCCUUGCAGCAAUAUCAUACGACCAAAUCAGAAGCCUUUAAACACCAUUAGAAAGCCUGGUAGGCCAGCAAAAGUAAAAAUCUCUGGCAUAUCAGUGACUGUUUAUGGAGUUUCACCUCAGGAAAGAAAAGUGAGUAUUAGCAGCUGCUUGCCUCCUUUACAACAACAAAGCAUGUUAGAAAAAACUAUAUCAGAGGAGAAAAAUAAACAACAGUGCAAUAAGAUGGAUGAAAUGAAGAGGAUACAAAACGACUCUAGGAAGGAUGGUUCAGACAAUGUGAUUGCAACAGUAUCAAGAAAACAUAAAAUUCCUUUGAGGCAUUCUGUUAGAGACAGAAGACCAUCAAUGCCUUUCCUACAUUCAUUAGCGUCUUCUAGUGCAUUUAGUUGUAGAAGUGCCUUGCUCCGUAAAUCGUAUAAGCUCCAUCUGAAAAAAGCUAAAGAUCAAAAAGAAAAACAUAGGCAGUCAGAUCUGAGCACAGUAUCCAAAGGUACCUCAGAAACUAGAAAUUCAGGGAAUGCAAAACAGGGUUCUGAGGAUGGUGAAUUCAGACCCAUUAAUGAAGUUUCAUCAGAUCCCAUUUUUUCAUCAAAUCCUUCUCUCAGGUGGUGGGCUACAUCCACUUCAAAUGAUUCCUUGUUGGAAGAACUAAAUAAUAGAUUUGAACAGAUAACCAAUACCUGGUUGCGAGUGGGGGGAAAUGAGUUUGAAAAAUGUACAUAUGAAAAAAGGGAUCAUGUUGAACAAGACUGUAGCAUUAAAGUGUCAGACUCUUUAGACACCUGUCUGGUAGAACUUGAAGCAUCACCUAUAAAAAUGCUUUUCCAGAAAAAGUGUAAUAUGAAUGAACUCUGUACCUGGUUUAUGCAAACUACAGAAACACAGUCUCUCUCUCUUGUAAGAAAAGCCAAUGCUCGCAAUCCUCUGGAAGUAAUUAGUACUAGAGGGAUAAAGAUGGGAACAAAACAAUCUGAUCUUAAUACUAGCCCUUUCAGAAAGCACUUUAAAAAGUUUGCACUAUCCUCUCCUUCAAAACCAGCAGGGAAACUACAAAUAUUGCAUAAUAUGGUCAGGUCUCCAGUCCUGAACAUGAAAAGUAAUUUCACACUAGCCAGAUUAAGAAGAACUGAAUUUAAGAAGUUACAGCAUGAUAGGUGGCAACAAGUGAAAAAACUGUAUAACCAGGAAACAGUUGACUGGACAUCUAAAAAGAAAAACUUAAGAUUCUUUUGCCAAAGCCAGUUUUUCAAAAAUGUGAGUGGGGAAACGAGUGCUAGAAUACCUACGGUCCAGGAGAAAAAUGUAGAAAACCAGCCCACCAAAAACUUGGUAGAAUCUCACAGUAGAAUCUUGCCAUCUGAAACUGAAAUCAGAGAUGCAUUUCUUCAACAGGCAGUGGAAUCGCCUGACUUCAGCACACAUCCUGGUCUAGCAAAUAUUUUUAAAUUGUGUGCAGAAACAAGUGGAGCAAAUUGUAGUGAAGAAAAUACUAUAAAAGAACAGAACCAAGGUAACCUGUGUCGAAGUACAUGGAGACCUAAAACCUUUAAGGAUUGUCGAAUAUUUUUGAGAAAAAUAAACCAUAUUGAGCAGCACAACUCCUUUAAGUUAAAUACUAUCAUUUAUUCUCCUGAGGCUGUUGAAAGUAAGAACAGUCAGCACAGUAUUGAGGAAAAACAAUAUCCAACUUUAAGGUCCCAGUCUGCUAGGCAAGUUGCAUUAAAGAGUCAAGCAAAAGAUGUGGAAACAUGUAGAGGAUCUAAUCCUUCCAAAAUGACUGAAAGCCUGGAUGACCAACUAAACAGCAAAACAUCAAGCAGCGCUAUAAACAAUGAUGCCAAUUCUGCUGAUAGUUCUGAAAUUCAAAACACAAUAAACAAAAGAAAAAGACUACAAUGGGAGACCACUGAUAUGAAUAUCAGAAAAAGGCAUAAGAGACAAUCAAACAGUAAUGAACAAAUGACAAGUUAUUACUCAAAAUACCAGCUAGGGCCUCUUAAUCCUGUUGGACUGUCUUUGCUGGGUGGAUUUGCAAGCAGAGCUGUUGAAUACUCCAUGACCCCAAUUCAAAUGCCACUGCAUGGAAGUACCCAAGCCUAACUUCAAAAGCCAUGUAUUUUCAAGAUGAAUGCAUGCCACAUAGUCCCUGAUAAAUAUGUAAUACUGUGAAUGAACAUGAAACUGAGAAAUCAUUGCUGUCAUUAAGCAGACUGUUUCAGAACUAGAAACGUAAAGCCUUUCUGUAGGUGAUAGAUCAAAUUUAGCAAGUUGCUGUUUGUUUUGCUGUAAGGCAAAAUGUUCCAUCUUGGUUAAGGGAGACUGCAGUUUCACACUGUUUACAUGACAUUGUUGUCAAUGAGCCAUAUCCUCCCUUUCCCAGGGUGUUCUUGCAUUGGAAAUAAAAAACAAGCGUUCACUUGCAGAGCUUCCUUUAAAACAUCCUCUUUGCAGAGCAAGAUUUCGGCAGCUCAGCUAUGGAUCUGUCAAAGUGUUUGGAUCAUAUAAGCCGCAGAUCUUAGGCAUUCAGUGGAGGCUAGAGUUAUCUGUACUGAAGACCUGUACUUCUGCACUGGCUCCUCCCACCUCCUGGCUUUUGGCAAAGCUACUCCUGGGUGACUGCUUUCUCCCUAGAGGAUGGUCAUAACAUCAACGGAAAGAGCAAACAAAUUAAUACUAGUGGUCUUCUGCUCUCUCCCAUGGAGUUGGAGGCUGGCACCCAUUCAACCCCUUUCUACUUGUUCAAGUGGAACAGCUUAUAGAGAGGGCACCAGGGAGAGGAGGGAAUGAUGCAAUGGAGGCGGGAAUCUCAGAUUUCAUACCCAGCGCAGCCACCAACUCUCAGACGGAGUGGAGAAGAGAAUGAGAUCCAGCCUUAGGAUCAUGGUGUAAUCUGCAGCUCUGCUCUUCCCAGCCAAAGGAUGUCUGUGUGGAAGCAUUAAGCAGAACAGUUGUAGACAUUAGAAAUUUUACACAUACAUCCGUUACUUAGAAAACAUGUGUUUAAUGCUUGAACGCCAGAAUGUACAUACUUAGCUUUGGGAAAAAAAAACAUUUUAAGAACUGUGCUGUAAAACCUGCCAAACAAUCGCAACAGGUUUUAUAAAAGAUUUCUUCUCGUAUGUGCAUUAUAGAUUGCAUACUUAAAAAAAAAAAAACUUAAAAUAAAUGUUUCUUAAAUAAC
Alligator mississippiensis (American alligator) is the source of this 7629-nucleotide messenger RNA. RefSeq names its product ligand dependent nuclear receptor corepressor like (gene LCORL). NCBI's taxonomy places the organism in Eukaryota, Metazoa, Chordata, Crocodylia, Alligatoridae. Gene Ontology annotation, molecular function: DNA binding. Gene Ontology annotation, cellular component: nucleus. The transcript is spliced from 8 exons. The coding region runs from base 912 to 6548 and encodes 1878 amino acids. The record is from RefSeq and is a predicted model, not a curated record. Gene Ontology annotation, biological process: regulation of transcription by RNA polymerase II.